This is a messenger RNA of Gambusia affinis (western mosquitofish), 1540 nucleotides long. It is a transcript of the gene dpm3, whose product is annotated as dolichyl-phosphate mannosyltransferase subunit 3, regulatory. The transcript has 2 exons. Gene Ontology annotation, cellular component: endoplasmic reticulum membrane; dolichol-phosphate-mannose synthase complex. Lineage: Eukaryota; Metazoa; Chordata; Actinopteri; Cyprinodontiformes; Poeciliidae. The coding region runs from base 115 to 393 and encodes 92 amino acids. Gene Ontology annotation, biological process: GPI anchor biosynthetic process. The record is from RefSeq and is a predicted model, not a curated record.
ACAACAUAGUCGUCACUGCAUUUCCCAUAAGGCGUCGCGGAGUGCCACGUCAUUAUUCUGCGCAGUGCUGAGGUGGCUUUUGAUUUGAGGCUCUUCGUUGCUGAAAUAUCCAUCAUGACUAAACUCCUGCAGUGGCUGCUCGGGGUCUCGUUACUGGGCGCUGUGUGGGCUCUGGUCGCUUUCGACCUGCUGGAACUGAGCCUUCCUCGGACCUACAGGGAGGUGGCCUGGCCCAUGCCGCUCUACCUGCUGGUUUCGUUCGGCUGCUACUCCCUGGCUACGGUGGGCUAUCGGGUGGCCACCUUUAACGACUGCAACGAGGCGGCCAGGGAACUGCAGGAGCAGAUCAAGGAAGCCAAAGAGGACCUAAGGAAAAAGGGGUUAAAGAUGUAGGACAGUUAUAAGGAACUCUUUAGAGACUGAAUGGAGAGACAACUUGCAAAGUGGGACGUUUAUAAAAUCUGUUGCUUUUUGGAUGAUCAUGGAGCUUCGUUGUAGUCAGCAGGUUUGACCAGAACUUUGAUUUGAAUAAUAUAUCAAAUAUUUCUGGUCAAUAUCACGUUUUUCCUGCUUGACGGUUAGAUUGUGUUGACUGACUGAGAACGUUUGUGUGAGACAGACCCAAGAGCUCAAGUUAAAGCUGCAAGCCAGACUUAUUUUGUAAAAUGAAUUCACUUUCAAUAUAGUUUGUCAACUAAAAAAACAGCAUGUCCUGGUCACUUUUUGUGGCUACUUUGUUUUAAAUCUUUACAUAAUUAAGAUAAAGUACAAUCUCCUGAGACCCUGUCCACAUUCUUCUGAUGACAUCACAUAAGGCAUAAAGAAACCAAUCACGGUUCUUUUGAAUAUGCCCGUUUGCAAUUUUUAGAGUUGCACUAAUUAGGGUUUUCCUGGCCAAUACCAAUUUCAGUGUUUUAUUUUCUCAUUAAAAUGUUCAUUGGUUAGUUUUUUUUUUAAUUAAAGAACUAAUACAUAAAAAAGAACAUCCUGGCCCAGUUUUAAAGGCAAACAAGCUAGAUGGUACCUCCAUGUUUUGUGUCAAAGCAUGUGACUUUUGUUAGACUCAAAAUAACUGUUAAAGCACAUUCUGGUGGGUAGUUAGAAACUACUCAGCCAGUAAAACUAUUAGUUUUGAUAGAUUUAAUGAUUCGGGACCAAUAAUUCUGUGUUGCUUUUGCCCUGUUGUGUAUAUUAUUGUGCAUUUUCUCAAUAUUUUUGGUUGGAUUGUGUUGCUCACAUGCUGAAUACAUCAUCGAACAUUUGCAGUAUGUUAUUAGAAACCUGAUAAAUGGAAACCAAAGGUUAUAAAUAAACACUGGAUCUUAUAGGAAUUUUCUGGAUUCUUGUUUCUGUCGGCUCUGAAAUCAUCCAAUUUAAAUGUGGAACUGUAGUUGUUCUGUACUUGUCAAAAGCUGAAUUCUUGUCAGAGCAGAUAAACUUAGAUUUUACCUGUAAAGAAGAGCACAUUCCUCUGUUCAGCAUCUGAAAUGAGGCCCUGAGGUGUUGCUGUGAAUUAAUUAAACUGCAGUUUAUUUUCUGA